Corvus hawaiiensis (hawaiian crow) is the source of this 935-nucleotide messenger RNA. Its product is annotated as zinc finger protein 180-like. Gene Ontology annotation, molecular function: DNA-binding transcription factor activity, RNA polymerase II-specific; RNA polymerase II cis-regulatory region sequence-specific DNA binding. Gene Ontology annotation, biological process: regulation of transcription by RNA polymerase II. Bases 20 to 862 code for a protein of 280 amino acids. The transcript is spliced from 2 exons. NCBI's taxonomy places the organism in Eukaryota, Metazoa, Chordata, Aves, Passeriformes, Corvidae. The record is from RefSeq and is a predicted model, not a curated record.
AGGUGUUUACAGACACAGGAUGCCUGGUGAUGGACUUGGGGAGGAGGAACCCCCAGCCCAAGGUGCUCAUCCCUUGCUUUUCCCCCCAAACCAGGAUUUGUCAUUCCCAAGGCGUGGCUGGAUGGAGGAGGAGGAAAAGCCCCGGAGAUGCCGCAGGAGGAGGGGCUGCAAACGCAGCCCAGAGAGAUCCAAGGAGGAAAGAGCCUCCCUGUGCCGGGAAGGCAGCCGGAGAUCCAGGGGGAGCUUGGAGGUGGGGGAGAAGCCUCAGGGUGGGGAGAAGCCCCACAAGUGCUUGGAAUGUGGGAUGGGCUUCAGGUGGAACUUCAGGCUGAGGGAACACCAGAGGAUCCACAGUGGGGAGAGGCCCUAUGAGUGUGGGGAAUGUGGGAAGAGCUUCAGCAGGAGCACCAACCUGAUCCAGCACCAGAGGAUCCACACUGGGGAGAGGCCCUACGAGUGUGGGGAAUGUGGGAAGGGCUUCACCAGCAGCUCCAACCUGAUCAAACACCAGGUGGUCCACACCUGGGAAGGGCCCUAUGAGUGCUUGGAUUGUUGGAAGAGCUUCUGGCACAGCUCCGAACUGAAGGUACACCAGCGCACCCACACUGGGGAGAGGCCCUACGAGUGUUCUGAGUGUGGGAAGAGGUUUCACACCAGCUCCAAUCUCCUUGUGCACCAGCGGAUUCACAGAGAGGAGAGGCCCUUCCGCUGCCCCGACUGCAGGAAGGGCUUCAAACACAACUCCAACCUUAUCAUCCACCGACGCAUCCACACUGGGGAGAGGCCCUACGAGUGUCCCAAGUGUGGGAAGAGCUUUUCCCAGAGCUCAAACUUGACCCAGCACCAACGGAGGCACCACUAAGGGAAGCCCUGCGAGUGUCCCAAGUGUGGGAAGAGCUUUGUGCACUGCUCCAGCUCCAUCCCCCGUGGGAGGA